This is a messenger RNA of Lecanosticta acicola, 1012 nucleotides long. The record is from the annotation of a GenBank genome assembly. Lineage: Eukaryota; Fungi; Ascomycota; Dothideomycetes; Mycosphaerellales; Mycosphaerellaceae.
AUGCCUUUGACAGACCUCGUAUCCGUCAUCCCACCCGAUAUCGAAGACGAGCCCGAAGACAUCUUCGCCGCUGCUUCUGGCCUCUUCUUCAACGACUUUGCAAACCAGCAUGGCGGCGAACGCAGCACAAUCCUGUAUAAGAGCAAGAAAUUUGGCAACAUCGAGCUGAGAACGGCGGAUCCCGAGCGCGAGCACGACAGAAAGCUUUUCGCUCACUACUUAUGGAACGCGGGCAUAAAGCUGGCAGAACUGAUUAGCGGGGAUAAGGAGGAGUGGACUGUGAGGGAUGAGAAAGUCCUGGAGCUGGGCGCAGGUGUGGAUAAUGAUUAUUCUGCAGGUGAAAGAGCUGGCUGGCUGAUGGUGGUUGGUGAACAGGUGUUGGCCUAGAUGGAAUCAUUGCGACUUUGGCAGGUGCCCGAGAGGUGAGACCGCCGGAAUGGCUGUCUGGGCCGGAAGCACGAGGCGAGGCGUUAACGGGAGGGACAGGUCGUGAUCUCGGACUAUCCCGCCAAUGCCUUGCUCGACAACAUCUUGAGAAACGCAGAGGGAGCUGUUCCGCAGAGUGCAAGGUCUCGCUACCGGAUAGAGGGCUAUGAGUGGGGGGAUGAUACUUCUCCCUUUGCUUCUUCUAAUGCACAUUCAUUCGGCCGGAUCUUGGCGGCAGACUGCUUUUGGAUGCCUCACGAGCAUGAGAAUCUGGUCAAGUCGAUGCUGCAUUUCCUGGACUGGUCGCAUAAAGCGCGUGUCUUCGUCGUCGCUGGCUUUCACACUGGCCGCGCAAAGGUGAGGCUCUCGCUCCCUCGGAGCGACAAUGCGAUACUGACACCAGGAACAGCUGGCAGGCUUCUUCGACGAAGCUACAUUGCAGGGUCUCGCUAUCGAGGAAAUCUAUGAGGAGAAUGCCGAGGGCGACAGACGAGAAUGGCAAAAGGAACGAGACAAUGGCCUUGAAAACGUCACGGAACGCAAGAGGUGGCUCGUCAUCGCUAUCUUGGGGCGACAAGCUUCUUGA